AUGCAGGAUAGUGGAGGUUGGAUCAUUCCUCACCGCUCAGCAGAUGCGGCUCGUCAAUCACCCGUGGCGCUCGACCAACCCCUAUCUUUUGCAUCGUUAGAAAAAUCGCUGGUGCAUGAUGGAAUCUCCUGGUCUAGGACGUCUAAUAUCCGAGCUGCGAUGACUGACAUUGAUGAAAGGGAUGUGACGAUGACAGAUGCAACCGAAUUCAAAUGCCCAAACACUGUAUCGCCUAUACUUCCAGUUGUCGAUCCGGUGUAUCACCCAGGCAGCAGUCCAUCGACUGGAGAGCUGUCUGCCGCCUCGGCAGAUGGCCAGGUGCCCCAUUCUUGGACUGCUCCCACAAGCUCCAAUAGCCAACGACCAUCCCCAAAUAUUUGGCAAAUAUUUGGCAGUACCCCACCACCGCUGUGGGUACAUCUCGGAUGCCCAUCAUACCACCCCUCUCCCAGAUCCUGGUUCAUAGUCCCAGCUAUGGGUUGUAUCCCCAAACAAGAACUCAUCGCCAACCGCUGUACCAGGCCCAGAGACCUUCCCCAUGCCCCACCUCGACCAUCUCAAUACCGUCCUCCAUUCCGUAUCAUGUCUAUCAGCCUGCACUCGCUUAUCCAUCUCAAACUUUCAAUCCGUUCCUUCGAACUCAUUACUCAUAUGUCACUGGCCAGGCAACAUUGUGUGAUCCACAUGGCUGGUGCCAGCAUCGCAAUUACAACAUUCCUCUGCUGGAUGGGAUUGGUAAAACCUUCGCGUCGGGAGCGGGCUUGA
Desarmillaria tabescens is the source of this 765-nucleotide messenger RNA. RefSeq lists its product as uncharacterized. Lineage: Eukaryota; Fungi; Basidiomycota; Agaricomycetes; Agaricales; Physalacriaceae. The record is from RefSeq and is a predicted model, not a curated record. The coding region runs from base 1 to 765 and encodes 254 amino acids. The transcript has 3 exons.